This is a messenger RNA of Conger conger (European conger), 5358 nucleotides long. It is a transcript of the gene csgalnact1a, whose product is annotated as chondroitin sulfate N-acetylgalactosaminyltransferase 1a. The record is from RefSeq and is a predicted model, not a curated record. The transcript is spliced from 8 exons. Gene Ontology annotation, molecular function: glucuronosyl-N-acetylgalactosaminyl-proteoglycan 4-beta-N-acetylgalactosaminyltransferase activity. Gene Ontology annotation, cellular component: Golgi cisterna membrane. NCBI's taxonomy places the organism in Eukaryota, Metazoa, Chordata, Actinopteri, Anguilliformes, Congridae. The coding region runs from base 1572 to 3179 and encodes 535 amino acids.
AGGAGCCUGGGCCACUCUCUCGCAUGCUCUCUCCCUCUCUCCCCCCACUCUCUCUCUCUCUCUCUCUCUCUCUCUCUCACCCUCCUCGUUCACUCCGGAAAACUCAUGACAGCCCCCGAUGACAAGCGAAAAGUGUAGAGCCCGCUGCGCUGUGGGCAUGGGAACGCUCGGCUGGGCUGCGCUCUGGAGGAAUUAGCGCUGGGAGACAGGAAGAGGACAGCGGCUGCUUAGGGGAAACCAGACCAUGUCAUAUCUCACCCACCGUCAUCAGAGGAGCGCGCCAGAGCCGAUAGCUGCAGAUCCACCAGGACUCACAAGAGGAUGCCACAACUGAGGAGCUAUUUUCUCCUUCACCGGGGAGAGACUUCAUCGUACAUACAAAUAAGAGUCACACAAUGCUCUGUGCUGUAGCUGGCCCUAACAUUGUCUUUAACCAUUGAAAACAUUUUACUUUCUCAAGCACAUUUUGUACCAGAAAGCAUAACCAGCAUUUUCUGAAUAGCUGCUAAAUACAUAAGGGAAUUUGAACAACAUAAUUAAGAGCUUUGGGAUAUUCUCUGUAUGUCAUUGACAUAAAAUGGAUGACAGAACUUAUUAAUGAAAAUUAGUGUGCAAGCUUUUUUAUUCCAGAUCUGUGCAGACAAUGGGGAGCCAACGGCAAAUUUAGGUCACAAGGCAUAGUGUACUGUUAAGCAUGCCUCUCCUUUAUCACAUAUGACAUGAACAGACAGUAUUGUCUUUGUUUGGUGCAAUAAGCUGAUGAGCUUGUGAUGGGAUACAAGCAGCAAAAAAAACAUGCUAGGCAUUUCUGGGUGAGGAAUGAAAAUAUUGACCAGAUAAACAGAUUAGAGCCACAUUCAAUAGACACAGCCUGUCAGCAUUCUUCAACGUCUGAGCAGCUUUUUUUGCAUGUGAAAAGGUACAGAUGAGUGAUGGCUGAUCGUGCUUUCUGAACUGAAAGUAGAUCGGUUCAGCAGUAUAUAUUGAGCAGAUUGGCCCUGGGGAAGGAGCGGUAUGCCUGGCUCCGUAAAGGGGAAGUGAUUUGGCACAACCCAUUGUUGUAGCAGACCCAUUAAGGACAUCACACACUGUUGUGUUACCCCCAGCCUGUGCCCUGCUCAUGUACAGCAUGAGGACAUUAGACUGGCACACAAUGAUUCAAGCAGUCUGAUAGCACACACAAAUUCAUCCCACAAGAUCCACAGAAGACGGUCAUAUGGGCAGACGGAUUGUUUGGACCUUAUAAUUUGAAGGGGUGUAACUCACAGGGUGCAGCACAGCAGCUUUUUUUGGUCUGCUGAAAUUUGACAGUGGGUAAUGGUGAGCACAAUAUUACCAAAACCGUCAUCUUUUAUACGUGACCCGAGUCUAUCUUUAGGAUUCACAUAGAGGUUGUUUUUAUGCGCACCCUCAUCAGUCACCUGCUUGGAGAUCCAUGGUAGCGGCCUGAUUUCUGGAAGGCUGGUUGAUGGUGUUUGAGGAGGUCUAGCCUUGGGACCGUAUUGCUCCGCCUGCAAUGCGUAGCCCUGGACGCACAGGGCAGGACCCCUGAUGUAGCCGUGGGUGGUGCUAUGUUGCGCAGGGGACUGGUGGCCUGGGCGUCCCGUGUCGGGGUGGUGCUGGUGGUAGCCUGCUGCUGCCUGUCCCUCCUUUACAUGCUGGCCUGCAGCCCGCACUCGGACCAGAGCCUGGCCCCCCUGCCCCGGCCCUACGCCCCCACGGGGAAGGAGGGCUACCAGGCUCUCCUGCAGGAGCGCGAGGAGCAGCACCGCCACUACAUCAGCAGCCUGAAGAAGCAAAUCUCGCAGCUGAAGGAGGCCCUGCAGGAGCGCAGCCAGCAGCUGAAGAGCGUCCAGGACUCGCUGGAGAAGGCGGCCGGGCCUCCUCCUGUGGGCCUGCUGGACGGGGGGGCGGAAAGAAGCCACGCCGACCUGCAGGAGUUCCUGCGCUCGCAGCUGGGCCGGGCCGAGCUGCACUCCGGCGUCAAGCUGCCCAGCGAGUACGCCGUGGUGCCCUUCGAGAGCUUCACCCUGCAGAAGGUCUACCAGCUGGAGAUGGGCCUCACCCGCCACCCCGAGGAGAAGCCGGUCCGCAAGGACCGCAGAGACGAGCUGAGCGAGACCGUGGAGACCGCCGUGCAGGCCCUCAACACGCCCCGGGAUGGAGACAGCCCCCAGCAGCAAAAGGUCUACUCACACUCCGACUUCAUCGAAGGAAUUUCUCGUACAGAGAAAGACAAGGGGACUUUAUAUGAGCUGACCUUCAGGAGUGAUCGCAGUCAGGAGUUCAGGAAGCUGGUGUUCUUCCGGCCGUUUGGCCCCCUGAUGAAGGUGAAGAAUGAGAGGGUGGACACGGCCAACAUGCUCAUCAACAUUGUCGUCCCGCUGGCCAAGCGGGCAGACAAAUUCAGGAACUUCAUGCACAACUUCAGAGACGUCUGUGUUCGUCAGGAUGGGAGGAUCCACCUCACAGUGGUGUAUUUUGGGAAGGACCAGAUGAGCGAUGUGAAGGGAAUCUUGGAGAAUACUUCCAGAGAGAUAAACUUCAAGAACUUCACCUUGAUCCAGCUGAAUGAGGAAUUCUCCCGGGGGAGGGGCCUGGAUGUGGGGGCGAGGGCGUGGAAGGGCGGAAACAUCCUUCUCUUUUUCUGUGAUGUGGACAUCUACUUUACGGCUGAGUUUCUGGACUCCUGCCGACUCAACGCGCAGCCUGGUAAAAAAGUAUUCUAUCCAGUUCUAUUCAGUCAGUAUAACCCAAGCCUGAUUUAUGGCCAUCAUGACAACAUUCCUCCUAUAGAGCAACAGCUGGCAAUCAAAAAAGAUACAGGAUUCUGGAGGGAUUUUGGCUUUGGCAUGACCUGUCAGUAUAGGUCAGAUUUCAUCAAUAUAGGUGGCUUUGACGUGGACAUUAAGGGCUGGGGCGGGGAGGACGUGCACCUCUACAGGAAGUACCUGCACAGUAACCUCCUGGUGGUGCGCUCGCCCUCACGGGGCCUGUUCCACCUGUGGCACGAGAAGCGCUGCGCUGACGAGCUCCCGCCCGAACAGUACAAGAUGUGCAUGCAGUCCAAAGCCAUGAACGAGGCCUCGCACGGACAGCUGGGAAUGCUCUUCUUCAGACACGAGAUCGAGGCCCAUCUGCGCAAGCAGAAGCAACACGGAGCUGGCAAAAAGACAUGAGAGCGCAGGGCGAAGAACCUGGAAUGGUGUGGGAAGAUGCUUUCAGAGACUGCGUCUAUAGGACAUGAAGUGCUUUAGGUUAAACAAAGAAAACCGCCGAGGAAGAAGUUUUGAGAGGGUGGAAAUAGAGGAUGUGUAAUUGUACCGGUGGAUAGGGUGGGGGAAGGACUCAAACAGUUAUGAUAGAACAAUGGCAGAGGGAGAGGUGAGAGGUUAGAGAUAUACUCAACGACACACACAAUGGAUAAAACAGAGAUACGUCUUUCUGCUAGCCCCAUGCCUAACUUCCACCCUCCCCACUCAGGCCUCUAUCAGAUCCUACAAGUUUAUGGCAACUUCAUUUGUGAAGAUGUGAAUAGAUGACAGCUGUAUUUGAUUCUAGAUAAGAACCAUAUGUGUUGAGCCAUCAUUAUGAGACGUGUGAACAGAAAGUCUCCAUCUUUCAGUCAUGUGGGGUCUGAGUUUAACAUUGUAGAGUGCAAGCAAGCAAUAAAUCAAGCAAUCUGGCCACAGGGGAGGGGGGAUUUUCACUAGGCCUAAUAAUAUGUAUCGGCUACCAAGAACAAAUACCACAUAGUAAACACUUAAGAGACUUGCAUGCUUCACUGCUGAAAGCUACAGAGGAAAAUGUUCACAGAUGAUGCAACACUGAGUUCAACUAUGACUCCAACAGAGAUCAUAAUGUACUAUAUUAGAGUAACAUCUACUUGAACAGAGUUGAUUUAACAGUUAAUAUCCUACUGGGUAUGUAUGGAAAUAUGCCUGUUGGUGAUAGUUGAAAAUGGCAUUGCAGCUGCAGAUUGAGUCGUGCAAUCAAAAACAUUUCUUGACCAGAACUUGGCACAAACUUGAGUGCACACUGGCAUUUGCAAUGCAUAAAAGGAUGUAUUUAGUGUUAGUGACAGUCAAAAUCCAUUUUAAUAUGAUCACAAGUAAUGUCCCCUGAUGUCAAUGACAUUGGUUCAUUUAUCUAGAAAGGUGAUGUUGGACCUGAAUAUUCACAAUAUCAGCCUCAAUCCUUGUCGAAAAGUUUAAAACACUUAAAACAUGUUUACAAAAAUGUUUCCCCUGUCCUAGAGAUUUUUAUUUUGUGUCUUACAUAUAGUAUUUAAUGUAUAUAUGUAUGCAUUUUUACAGCAGUACUUAUAUGAAAGAAUUCUAAAAAUCAUUUGUAUAUAGUCUCUGACUAUAAGGACCCUUUAAGUAUUUUUCAUAUUACAGGCAUAACCAGCAUAGAGGCAGACUUCAGUUUGAAUUAUGGUAACCCCAAAGGGCAAACAUGGGGUGGCUGGGCUUGUUGGUGUUACUGAAAGUAAGUUUCUUUUGCCAAGGAAAAGUCUACAGGAUUUCUGAAAGUUAAAUAUGAAUUUACUGUACUGUAUGUAUUCAUACAUACAGUGUCAUUCAUUCAAUUGUGAUGAAUGACAUUUAGAUUUGAACGUGGCACCUUCAGCCAUUGAAUCAAAAUCCAAACGCAAAAUACAUUUAAUAUGUUCAUAAUACAUAUGAUCAAUUCAGAAAAGAGUCAUAACUAAAAUAUAACAACUGUAGACCUGAAAUAGUGUUUUAUUGCUGCAGAAAUUCACCUGACCUCAGUGUGACUAUAUCUGGGCCUUGGUUUGCUGAUCAUAUGUUCUAUGUCUUAUUUAAAAAAAACAUCCAGUAGAGAUUUAUUUUUUCCAACUUAUUUCAUGAAUGAAACCAUAUUUAUUUGGAAAGCUCGCAAAAGCUUCACUGCUUGCAUGUUCCAUCUUUUUGGAGUUGGGAAGCAAUUGGAGGAGGGAAUAAGGCAUAGCCUUCUUGAUGCUGUGGACCAGGAUGGAAGCGGGUACAUUAGUGGAGAUAGCGGACCCCCGGUUGGAAACGCAGGCUUCAAUAGUUGAAAUAGAGAAAUCAUAUCAAAAUGCAUAACCAUUAAGCACAUAUUUUCAUAUUUCAAACACUGUAUGUAACCCCAAAAGUUACAUUUCACUCUGUCUAUAUUUAUUUUUGUGUUCACAAUACAUAUGAGCUUGUUAAUUACUGUAAAACAAAGAGUUUGGUAUUUUUGUUAUUAAUUGAAACUGCACUCUUUUAUGAAAAUGCAAAGAAAGGUAUUACAAAGGUCCAAAAACCUAAUCUGAUGGCACAAUGUGGCUGCAGGUGUUGAUAUGCAAAAUAAAAUGUCAGUGAAUCGGUA